Aphanomyces invadans is the source of this 777-nucleotide messenger RNA. RefSeq lists its product as hypothetical. The coding region runs from base 1 to 777 and encodes 258 amino acids. The record is from RefSeq and is a predicted model, not a curated record. The transcript has 4 exons. Lineage: Eukaryota; Oomycota; Saprolegniomycetes; Saprolegniales; Verrucalvaceae.
AUGGCAUCGGCGCGACUCAACCAUGACGCACGCCUGCCUGUGGAUGUGAUCAACGACAUGUUGUAUCAAGGGGGAGGUGGUGGUCGGUGCACGUUUGGGUGCCAGGCAGCGUUCAACGACACCCUUGCGGUUGCGGCGACGCCCGCGCCGCCUAUAAAACACGCUGGCGCCGCCUCGAGUCGUCGUCAUGACCCCACCCUCUUUCGCACAACUUUCAAAUCGCCGCUGCAGCUCGAUCUCAAGAUCGAGUCCGCGUCGAAGAACGUGGCAGGCCUCGGACCGUAUGCCCCUCCAAGCUCCCACGACUUUCGCCCUGUCGAUGGCGAAAACGUCGACAAGGACGACUUUCGCGCCAAAUUCACGCUGCCGUCCAACCAAGAUCUUCGUCGCCAAAUUGCGCAGGACCAAGAAGGGUACCUGAAAGGCGCAUCCUUGAAAAACGUCAUGUGCGAUCGAUACGACCCCAGUCAAGAUGGCAAGCCGGACUUUCGCUUGCAACUGCCACACACGUCGACCAAAACGGGCAACCUCAACUUGCGUUUGCAAGUGACACUGGAUCAAGCUGGGUUGUUUCACGGCGGUCAGAGUAUUCGCGACCACCGAUUCCGGCGCGAUGACGACGACCCACCGGUGCACAACCACCGCACGUACACGGCCCUAACACCGCCUUGUGUCCAGGUCGACGCGCCGCGCUUUGAACUCGAAUUCAAGCCGACGGGCAAAGGCUACGGCUGUGUGGACAUGGGGUCGAAACGCAGACCAGACAGCAUCACGUAG